Diospyros lotus (date-plum) is the source of this 2464-nucleotide messenger RNA. RefSeq names its product proton pump-interactor 1-like. Lineage: Eukaryota; Viridiplantae; Streptophyta; Magnoliopsida; Ericales; Ebenaceae. The transcript is spliced from 8 exons. The record is from RefSeq and is a predicted model, not a curated record. The coding region runs from base 299 to 2236 and encodes 645 amino acids.
CCCACUAUUAAAAAAAUAUCCCUGAAUAUCGUCGUGUUUCUCUCUCUAAAUCUAUCGAUCUCUAUCCAUUUAUAUCCAAAUCGGUAGCAGCUGCUCGAUCUUCCUCUCUCUUUCGAAUCAGGAAUGGUGGCUAUCGUUUCUGGGAUCUGACCUUGUGCCCAUAUAUAAUUCGUUUUCCUUUGCUGUUAUACUUGUUGCGGCCUCCUCGAAAUCUCUUCCUCGAUCUCUCCGCCUUUAGCCAUUCGUGGCUUCUGCACAUUGUAAGGGAAUUUCUCUCUGUUAACUUCAGGUAGAAAAUAUGGGCGUGGAGGCUGUGAAAUCUGAGUUGGUACAAGGUUCCACUGAAACUGGUCAUGAAGAAAACAGUUCUUUUUUGAAUGGGAAGGAAAAUGGGUCAACACAUCAGGGGAAUGUCUCUGCUGAACCAAUAACAUUUGGUUCACAGGGUACAAAUGAACCUGUUGAAAGAGAAGACAACAAUGUCCCCGUGUCUAACUUCCCGAAGGAUGCAGUUGAUGAAUGGCCUGCCCCAAAGCAGAUUCAUUCUUUUUACUUUGUCAAGUAUCGAUCAUAUGAGGACCCAAAACUGAAAGCCAAACUGGAGCAAGCUGAUAAAGAGAUCCAAAAGAAGACUCAAGCAAGGUCUCAAAUUCUUGAAAAAUUAAGGGGAAAAAGGUCAGAUCGUGCUCAAGUGAUUGCUCAAUUGAGGCCUUUAAGUGCCGAGAAUAAGCAGUUUUGGACGAUUGUGGAUGAGAAGAGAAAAGAGAUGGAACCUCUGCAGCAGGCACUAGGAAAAUUGCGUAGCUCAAACACUGCUAGCCGAGAGAAGGGUGUUAGCCUAUGUUCAUCUGAGGAAGAACUUAAUAAUCUUAUUAAAAGCUUGCAAUACCGUAUUCAACAUGAAAGUAUUCCACUUUCUGAGGAGAAGCAAAUUCUUAGAGAAAUUAAACAGUUUGAGGGGACAAGGGAAAAAGUAAUUGCUAAUGCUGCUAUGAGGGCAAAGAUUCAGGAUUCAUUGGGUGAAAAAGAAGCCCUUCAGGACCAGGUCAAACUAAUAGGAGUUGAUUUGGAUGGAGUAAGAAAGGAACAGCAGCUAGUUAAGGCCAAGAUUAAGCAACUUACUGAUGAAAAGGAGGCCAUAGAAAGAGAAAUUAAAUCUCUAGAGGCUGAGCUGACUGCUGUAUCUGAAAAGCGGGAUAAAUCUUAUGAAGCUUUCCAGGAAUUGAGGAAACAUCGUGAGGAUGGGAAUGCUUGUUAUUAUCACAACCGUACGCUCUUGAACCAGGCCAAAGAAUUGGCUGCAAAGAAGGAUAUUGGAGCUCUUAAAGAAAUUGGCAGUACAGAGGUUGAGAAAUUUAUGUCCCAGUGGAGCAAUAGUAAGGGUUUCAGGGAUGAUUAUGAGAGAAGAAUUUUGUCAUCAUUGGAUAUCAGACAGUUGAGCAAGGAUGGCCGAAUGAGGAAUCCGGAUGAGAAGCCAAUGGUAUUACAGGAGGCUCCAACCUCCUCUGUAACUGAGACAGUUGCAAAAUCCAAUGUGAAGCAACCGAAAGAAGUUUCCGUUUCAACUCCACAACAUGAUAACCCCCUCGUCGAGAAAGCCCAGAAAGAAACAAAAAGUAAGCCCCAGAAAGAAGCAAAGAAGAAAGCAACAGGUCCAGGAACUGCAGAGCCUAAUGGCUUUAAAGACCAAGAGGGGAUCUCUGGGUCAGAAAAACUGGAAAAAGAGACGCAAUCAAAGCAGAACGAAGUUGAUGAAGCAAAACUGAAGGAGAUGAGAAGAGAAGAGGAGAUUGCAAAAGCCAAGCAGGCGUUGGAGAGGAAGAGAAAAUUGGCAGAGAAAGCAGCGGCAAAAGCAGCCAUAAAGGCUCAGAAAGAGGCUGAAAAGAAGCUCAAGGAAACUAUUCUUCGUUCUCUUCAUUUUCGUGAAAAGAAAGCGAAGAAGAAGGCUGCAGCUGCUGCACCUUCUCCUGAACCUGAGGAACAGCCGACUGAAGUGGAUGCAGAUGUUGCAGAACCGGAGAAGGCUGAUGAAAGAGUUGAAGCUCCAUUUCUAUCAAAGAAUAAGGAAAGGAAGGAAAACCCGAUCAGGUACAGAAACCGAGGAAAAGGGCCAGAUUCUCUUUCAAGAGUGAUACUCAAGCGUAAGAAAUCGAGUAACAACUACUGGUUAUGGGCCGCCCCUGCUGCUGUCUCUGCUCUGAUACUUGUAGUGAUCGGGUACAAUUAUCUUCUCUGAAGAUAAAGACACAACUAUGAAGAAUCUAUGGACCAACUUUCCUUUCAGAUGAGCAUCGGAUCUGAAUGCGUAGUUUUGUUCUAUGGAACUUAAUCUAUAUACUGUUAGCAACCAAACUAAAUGUAUUGCUUGACGAGUAUAAGUUGAAAUUUUGUCUGUUGACAGAGAAUGAAUGUUGUUAAAAGACUUUUGCAGGAAAUUUGAUCCAUACAACAGUUUGAGAAUGAA